Messenger RNA from Aspergillus puulaauensis, 246 nucleotides. It is a transcript of the gene ATX1, whose product is annotated as copper metallochaperone ATX1. Gene Ontology annotation, cellular component: cytosol. Lineage: Eukaryota; Fungi; Ascomycota; Eurotiomycetes; Eurotiales; Aspergillaceae. Gene Ontology annotation, biological process: copper ion transport. The transcript has 2 exons. The record is from RefSeq and is a predicted model, not a curated record. The coding region runs from base 1 to 246 and encodes 81 amino acids. Gene Ontology annotation, molecular function: metal ion binding; copper chaperone activity.
AUGGGCGACCAAGAGCAUCAAUACAAAUUUAACGUGAGCAUGAGCUGCGGCGGCUGCUCCGGCGCCGUCGAGCGCGUCCUCAAAAAACUAGACGGCGUAAAAUCCUUUGACGUGAGCCUUGAUUCCCAGACCGCGAGUGUUGUAACCGAUGACACUGUCCCUUAUGAGACGGUUCUCACGACCAUCAAGAAGACAGGGAAGACAGUGAAUACCGGAGAAGCCGAUGGGCAGGCUCGGGAUGUUUAA